AUGGCUUCUUACACCAUUCGUGGUCGUCGAGACAGAGGAGUUGCUCCGAAAUCGGCGUGGGCAAUGCUUCGUCAACAACAACAACAACAACAACAACAAUCAUCGUCGUCGUCGUCAUCCACUCGAUUGCCCUUGCAUUUGGCCAAUCAUCCUUCUUUUCCUCUCCAUUUGGGCGUCAAUGCCUUGGCGGGACCUGCUGGAUCUGGCAAGACGCAGCUUUGUCUCUCGCUCGUGGCCGAUUGUGUACUGUGGCGGAAGCAAAAGGCCGUCUUUGUGUCGUUGGGCAAGGAUACGACGGUCCGGAUUUCCCAACGACUCCAUUCCAUGCUCAAACAUCGGACAUUCAAAGAGAACAGGGUGACACCAGAUUUGAACAAUAGCGAUAUGGACAAAUUCAUCAAACAAGAAUACCUGACCAAAAUCUUUGUCAAUUGGGUGCGGAAUCAAGAUGAUUUGUUUCACAUGCUUUGUUAUGGUUUGCCCAAACUGUUAAAGGAACAACAGGAUGGUAUUCAUGAUGCUUCUUCUAAUUCUUCUUCGAGAAUAUCGCUAGUGGUCUUGGAUGGGAUUGCUACCUUGUUUCGACAAAAGGAGAAAGGUCAAUCUUGGGUGGAUCGAUCGGCUCAUUUUUUUCAAAUUGCCAGCAUCUGUCAACGCUUGUCCCAUGAGCACCAGGUGCCGUUUGUGUUUACCAAUGAAGCGACUUGCAAACUGAGUAAUAGUGACAGUAGUAUUGGGGGGCUCCUAGCCUCCUCCCAAUUGGAACCCGCACUGGGUCUGUCCUGGGCACAAUGCAUCAAUUCUAGCUAUUUUGUACAAAAGCAACAAGGCUACGACCACCACCAAUCUUCCAACAACAACAGCUACAACAAUAGUAACAACAACAACAACAACAACAACAAAGAUAACAACAAGCGGGUUCUGAAAUGUAUAAAGUCGCCGCACAUGGAUACGAAUGUCAAAGCAGAAUUUGCCAUUGAGCAGCGUGGAAUCGUCAGAAUCAUUCAAUCAUAA
Messenger RNA from Cylindrotheca closterium, 1014 nucleotides. Lineage: Eukaryota; Bacillariophyta; Bacillariophyceae; Bacillariales; Bacillariaceae. The record is from the annotation of a GenBank genome assembly.